Messenger RNA from Soboliphyme baturini, 618 nucleotides. The record is from the annotation of a GenBank genome assembly. Lineage: Eukaryota; Metazoa; Nematoda; Enoplea; Dioctophymatida; Soboliphymatidae.
AUGGAAUUCAGUGUCCUUUUCUUUGGACUUCUUUUCGGCCACUUGGAUAGUCGUACUAGCAUCAAGCGUGCUAUUGUAGCCACCGCGGUCAUAACCGUUGUGUACACCAUUCUUCAGGUAUAUUUGUCGAUAUUCAUUCUACCCUUCACACCGCUUCGUCAGCGAUUCCUUCUGCCAAAAAAGCGUCGUUUCUAUGUUUACUGUGCGUUUUUGUUGUUGCUUGACAUCCUACUUGUCACCGGCUCAGGUCUUUUACUCGCUGACGCUUUGGACGGCAUGUGUGUGAUCGACGCCGCCUCCUAUACAUAUUUUGCGUUUUACGCACCUCUGAUGUACGCCGCAUUUUUACGAGGAUAUGUAUCCAUCAACCAAUCGGCGCUGUACUUUUCGUAUGUUGUACAAAAAAAUUUUCCGGGACAAAUUUCCAGCGUAUCGAAUUUGAACGAAUUUUAUGGCACCGCCGAAUCGCUCGAUCAAAACGCACCGAGCACCGCUGACCUGUGGUCAACCGUCGAUUGCAGUGACCUGCAUUCAAGCGGUGUAAGUGAUACUGCUCAUGGACCGACGCGUUUGCCAGCCACUGGACAACUGUCGAUUCCCCCUGCCGUCCGGGUGUAA